This is a messenger RNA of Erinaceus europaeus (western European hedgehog), 5808 nucleotides long. RefSeq names its product adenylate cyclase 7 (gene ADCY7). The transcript is spliced from 26 exons. NCBI's taxonomy places the organism in Eukaryota, Metazoa, Chordata, Mammalia, Eulipotyphla, Erinaceidae. The coding region runs from base 351 to 3386 and encodes 1011 amino acids. Gene Ontology annotation, cellular component: plasma membrane. Gene Ontology annotation, molecular function: adenylate cyclase activity. Gene Ontology annotation, biological process: intracellular signal transduction; adenylate cyclase-activating G protein-coupled receptor signaling pathway; cAMP biosynthetic process. The record is from RefSeq and is a predicted model, not a curated record.
GGCGGGCUGGCGGCGCGGACUCGGGCAGCCGCGGCGGGAGCGGAGCUGCUGCGGCAGAGCGUUGAGAGGGGCUGGUUUCUGGCACACCUGGUUGAGUGCUUAUGUUACCAUGCACAAGGAACUGGGUUCUAGCCCCUGGUCUCCACCUACAGGGAGGAAGCGUCAUGAGCAGUGAAGCGGUAUUGCUGAGUUGAGGACCUCACCAGGCUGUCCUGCAAACAGAGGGAGAAGCCGGAAGCGGUGAACAGCUUGGCCUCCAUGGAGCCGCCUGUCUCUCCCCAGACCUGCCCAGCACUCGGGGGCCAAUGGCCUAGGCCCUGAGGAGGAGGGGGAAGGGCAGUGGCAGGCAGAUGCGCCCCAGGUCCUGGGUUGCUAUGCCGGCCAAGGGGCGCUACUUCCUCAAUGGGGGCGAGGAGGGCCCCGACAACCAGGACGCGCUCUAUGACAAGUACCGCCUCACCAGCCAGCACGGACCACUGCUGCUCACGCUGCUCACGGUGGGGGCCAUCGCCUGCAUCGUCCUCAUCGCCAUCGCCUUCAGCCAGGAGGUGCCCUUCUUCCUAUUCAUCGUGUUUGUGGUGUACACACUGCUGCCCUUCAGCAUGCGGGGAGCCGUGGUGGUGGGCGUCCUCUCUGGUGCCUCCCACCUCCUGGCCCUCGGCUUGCUGCUGAGGACCUUCCAGACACCCGGCCACCAGGUGGGGCUGCAGCUGCUGGCCAGCACACUCAUCUUCCUGUGUGGGAACCUCACGGGCGCCUUCCACAAGCACCAGAUGCAGGACGCCUCCCGUGACCUUUUCACCUACACGGUCAAGUGCAUCCAGAUCCGCAGGAAGCUGCGCAUUGAGAAGCGUCAGCAGGAGAACCUGCUGCUGUCAGUGUUGCCUGCCCACAUCUCCAUGGGCAUGAAACUGACCAUCAUCGAGCGGCUCAAGGAACGUCGGGACCGGCGCCAAGUGCCCGACAACAACUUCCACAACCUCUAUGUCAAGCGGCAUCAGAAUGUCAGCAUCCUCUAUGCCGACAUCGUGGGCUUCACCAGGCUGGCCAGCGACUGCUCCCCCAAGGAGCUGGUAGUGGUCCUGAAUGAACUCUUUGGCAAGUUCGACCAGAUCGCCAAGGCCAAUGAGUGUAUGCGGAUCAAGAUCCUGGGUGACUGCUACUACUGUGUGUCUGGCUUGCCAGUGUCCUUGCCCACCCAUGCCCGGAACUGUGUGAAGAUGGGACUGGACAUGUGUGAGGCCAUUAAGCAGGUGCGGGAGGCCACGGGCGUAGACAUCAGCAUGCGUGUGGGCAUCCACUCGGGGAAUGUGCUGUGCGGGGUCAUCGGGUUGCGCAAGUGGCAGUACGACGUGUGGUCCCACGACGUGUCCCUGGCCAACAGGAUGGAGGCGGCCGGCGUGCCUGGUCGGGUGCACAUCACGGAGGCCACGCUGAGCCACCUGGACCAGGCAUAUGAAGUAGAGGACGGGCACGGGGAGCAGCGGGACCCCUACCUGCGAGAGAUGAACAUCCGCACCUACCUGGUCAUCGACCCCCGGAGCCAGCAGCCGCCCCCACCCAGCCAGCACCUCCCCAAGCCCAAGGGGGAUGCAGCCCUGAAGAUGCGGGCCUCUGUGCGUGUCACCCGCUACCUCGAGUCCUGGGGGGCUGCGCGGCCUUUCGCCCACCUCAACCACCGUGACAGUGUGAGCAGCAGUGGGACCCCUGUCCCCAACGGGCGCAGGCCCAAGGCCAUCCCCCUUCGUCGCCAUAGGACUCCUGACAGAAGCACGUCCCCCAAGGGGCGGACAGAGGACGACUCCUAUGACGACGAGAUGCUGUCCGCCAUUGAGGGACUCAGCUCUGCGCGGCCCUGCUGCUCCAAAUCUGACGACUUCCACACCCUUGGCUCCAUCUUCCUGGACAAAGGCUUUGAGAGAGAGUACCGCCUGGCGCCCAUCCCCCGUGUCCGCUACUACUUUGCCUGUGCCAGCCUCGUCUUCAUCUGCAUCUUGCUCAUCCACAUCCUGCUGUCCAGAAUGGACAAGGCUAAGACUCUGUCCUUCGGGUUGGUGGGCUGUGUGCUGGCGCUGGUGCUUGGUCUCUGCUUUGUCGACCAGUUCUUGAGGUGCUUCCCAACGUGGGGGGUGCUGCGGGCCGUGGCAGAAAGCGUGGAGACACUGCCUUUGCUGCGAGUGACCCUGGCAGUCCUGACCAUCGGCAGCCUGCUUGCCGUCACCAUCGUCAGCCUGAGACCUGUCUCCUGGCAGUUUGCUGGCAACCAGACGUGCCUGGGGACCACAAGUGCCGAGAGCUCCCCGUGUGUGCACCUGUCUUAUUACACCUGCAGCUGCCUCCUGGCCUUCAUCGCCUGCUCCGUCUUCCUGAGGAUGAGCCUGGAGCUAAAGGUCGUGCUGCUGACGGUGGCUUUGGUGGCCUACCUGUCGCUCUUCAACAUUUCCCCGUGCUGGAAGGGGAGCGGUGUGGGCAGCAUCUCCACGAGCAAUGACACCAGCAGCAGCUCUCCGUUCUCUUCCAGGUGGGGUCAAGAGGUGACCAAUUUCUACCUGGUCCUGUUUUACAUCACCCUCAUCUUGCUCUCCAGACAGAUCGACUACUAUUGCCGCUUGGAUAUUCUGUGGAAGAAGAAGUUCAAGAAGGAGCAUGAGGAAUUUGAGACCAUGGAGAAUGUGAACCGUCUUCUCCUGGAGAACGUCCUGCCAGCCCACGUGGCCGCGCACUUCAUUGGUGACAAGCUCAAUGAGGACUGGUACCAUCAGUCCUACGACUGCGUCUGUGUCAUGUUUGCGUCGGUGCCGGACUUCAAAGUGUUCUAUACGGAGUGUGACGUCAACAAGGAGGGGCUGGAGUGUCUGCGCUUGCUCAACGAGAUCAUCGCCGACUUUGACGAGCUGCUGUUAAAACCCAAGUUCAGUGGUGUAGAGAAGAUCAAGACCAUUGGCAGCACUUAUAUGGCAGCUGCAGGGCUCAGCAUCCCCUCAGGGCACGAGAACCAGGACCUGGAGAGGCAGCAUGCCCACAUUGGCAUCAUGGUGGAGUUCAGCAUCGCCCUGAUGAGCAAACUGGAUGGCAUCAACAGGCACUCCUUCAACUCCUUUCGCCUCAGAGUUGGUAUAAACCAUGGGCCUGUGAUUGCGGGCGUGAUCGGGGCGCGGAAACCUCAGUACGACAUCUGGGGAAACACAGUUAAUGUCGCCAGUCGCAUGGAGAGCACUGGAGAACUCGGGAAGAUCCAGGUUACUGAAGAGACGUGUGUCAUCCUCCAGGGACUAGGUUACUCCUGUGAAUGUCGAGGACUGAUUAAUGUCAAAGGCAAAGGUGAACUGAGGACUUACUUUGUCUGUACAGAUACCGCCAAGUUUCAAGGGCUAGGGUUGAACUGAAGGCGUCUGGUGGGUACGGAGUAUGCAGGAAGCCAACUUCCUUCUCUGAAGCAAGUCAAGGAAACACAGCCCCACCCCAGCCACAACAGCAUUCCAGUGGCUGCCCACCACCACCCUGACAGUAUGACUUUGGGCUUUCACUAGAGGAUUUCUUGGACUCCUGCAAGCUUGAGGUGGCCUUUGGGCCUUACCGUGUAGAGGCAGACAGAACCUCCAUGCAGUUGGCAUCCACAGUUGCCUCCGGCACAACUGGAAGAAGCUCACUCUCAAGUUUUAACCCCCCUUCCCUGGGUGCUGUGCAGACCUUUAAGCAUGCCCCGCGUGGGCCUGAGAGCUGCAGAGCCAGUGGUGUCUUCCAAGGCAACCUGUCCACGAGGGGCUGGGAACUAACCAGCUACAGUAUUCUACAUUUCUCACACAGGCACUCUGGUAAAUAAAUAGAGCUGAAAAGCUGUGUAAAGUCCACAAAUCGUUUCACAGUAUGGAGAUAAAAAAAAAAUCACUUGCUGUUUCUUGACAUCUGACAUUUGGUUGUUUUAAAUGGAUGGACGAUUAAUAGGGAUUUUAUUUUUUUUAAUGACUUCUUAGAUGCUAGACAAAAAUCCCUUCUCUCUACACAUAAGUAGGAUCACUGCCUGGUGUCAGCUGAUGGGAUUAGCCCAGUUGUAAAAUAGGGUUCUGAGGACCGUGGCUUAUAACAAGAAUGUGGACAGUGGAGGAAGCCUGGCUUUGAAUCAGAGGACUCUGAUGCGAGCGUUUUGAAGUUAUGUUCAGUAAGCGAAAGCCCAGAAAGUAAGGUACCAUUCAGCCCUCCCCAGACUGACUGAGCAUGCACUUCUGAGCUCUCCCCUAUCAUCUUUAGCUGCACGAUCACCUUUACACUGGAAAGGAAUGGAGGCUGUGCAGGAAGAACCUGGACAACCUGCAGAACUUCUUUCCUUCUCUCUAGUCCUCAUAGCUCUCUCUGAACAGCUCUCAACUCAAACGAUCGGCCAGCACAAGCAUGCUGUCAAGGCUCCUGUAUGUAAGAAGCCAGCCAGCCGUCUCACAAGUACUAAGAUGUCUUUUUUCUGAAUCUGAAUUAAACAAGCCAAAUGUAAAAAGCCAGGUUGUAAGACUGUUUUACAGUGCUUGAAGUCCAAAAGCAUCACAAGAAGUCGCCAUAGCUAUGUUUCAAGGUGAGGACGAGCCAAAUGGCCCCAUAGUGUUUUUACAGACUGACUUCAGUGUCUCUUAGCCAGAGCCUCUCAGAGUUUAAGGUAGUUGACAUUCACUGUAUGCAGGGGUUCUUAAACAGAAGUCAUCCAUCAACUCUGCGCAAUGAAAUGUAAUUUUGGAUAAAGGAGACUUCAGAUUACAGAGGGGGUGCAGACAGGAUGACUAAGCAGCCAGGUUUGCCUGUGGCUUCAUGCUCCUGGUUGAGCUGCAGGGUGGUUGUGGGGAGGGGACUGACACUAAACUUGCUGUUUGCUUGUCUAGUGUCUUCGUCACCCCCAGAAGGGAGCCUAUUCUGAUUUGCACAAAGGUGCUGGAUGCCAUUCUAGUGGCUGCUAUUGUUUUUCAUAUAACCAGAAUAAGUAUGAAAAAAUUGUAAGAAGUUGAUGGGGGAAAACAAGUGCCGGUAAGCCUUACUUAAAUUGUCUUUUAAACACAUCAACUUUUCACAUAAUGGGCUAGUUUCAGGUGAGUAUAGCCCUGCAGUCUAUAUUCUUAAAGCCAAGCAGUGGCCAGGGCUGCCCAGCAAGGGCCUCCUGGGAAGUCAAGAAGAUUUCUGGGGCUGGGACAAUGCAGACACCUGCUAGGGUGCCAGGGCUCUCAGGAUGACAGAGUUGCUCUCUUGCAAUUUUAAUUUACUUUUUUUCCUUAGUAGCAGAAAUCCCAAAUUGGGGGUUAGGAAAAAAGAAAUUGGUUACCAUUCAUGUAUCUUUAUUUUGACUCAAAGCACUGUGCUCACAUAAGGAUAAUUUAUAACCUUUUAGUUUUUGAUGUUCGGGUCAUGGUGAAUAACUGACCAUAAAAGUCACUUACUUUUUCUUCUUAAUCCCCAGGUGUCAUUUUGUUUUAUGGCAGGGCAAGUAUCUUUUCUAACACCUUCUCUUCGGGGUGAGGAUUUGCUUAAUGUUCCUAUUUAAUGGCCUCACUGACUUCUGAUGGUGAAAAACAAAAAAAAAAAACACACCUGAAAUUUUCUGGUUUACUUAAGAAAAUCUAACACGAUUAGCCACUGUAUACAAACUGUCUAUAAUCGGUCAAUGUACAAAAACAUGCUGAGAAGCUAUAUGCAGGCAACUAGGGGUUAUUCUGUAUACUGAAUAUUUAAAGAUCUGUAACAUUUGUUCCAAAAUGUUGUUUCAUUUUUAUAAAGCACCAGUGUUUUCUACUUUGUUUAGCCUUUCAUACAUUAAAUUAGCAACACGGAAAA